This is a messenger RNA of Magnolia sinica, 1480 nucleotides long. RefSeq names its product alpha-1,3-arabinosyltransferase XAT3-like. The coding region runs from base 65 to 1480 and encodes 471 amino acids. The record is from RefSeq and is a predicted model, not a curated record. Gene Ontology annotation, molecular function: glycosyltransferase activity. NCBI's taxonomy places the organism in Eukaryota, Viridiplantae, Streptophyta, Magnoliopsida, Magnoliales, Magnoliaceae. The transcript is spliced from 3 exons.
UUCAAAUUCAAAAGCAACUACAUUAAGAUAACAUCAAAAUCAAAAGAGAUUUUUGGGAACGAAAAUGGGAAAGGAGUCGAAGAGGCCCAGCUGCGGUGCGGCCGUCACGAUCUGCUUAUUUCUUCUACCUUUGCUUUACAUAGGGAUCCGGCGGUCAUCGUCAUGGCAGUCUGAUUUCUCUUCUCUUAGCUCAUGGAGGAUGCAAAUAUCACAUGGGAGUGGUGGUCUGAGCAGCAAAAACAAUACCGAAAGCAUAGAAAUGGAAGGAGAGUUCUCAAAGCCUUUCCAAAGACUUGUACGAGGGAAAGAGCGACGGGAGCUUGACACCACCGGCGUUUCAUGCUUCUCAGAUCCCCUAUCGGAUGUCUGUGUCAUAAAACAGAAUGUAAGAAUCGACACCAGCACAAUGACAGUCUACAUAGCACCCGAAAAUCAGCCACCAAUGCAAUACACCGUCCGCCCCUAUGCAAGGAAAACGGACAACACAUGCAUGGAAGCAGUGACACCGGUGGAGGUGCGAACCAUCGCAGAUGACAACAGGCCUGCCUGCCAAGUAACUCACACCGUCCCCGUUGUUGUCUUCUCCACCGGCGGAUUCGCCAGUAACCUCUUCCAUGACUUCAACGACAUCAUCAUCCCCCUCUUUCUCACUUCCCGCAACUUCCGUUCUCAGCUUAUGUUCGCAGUCACUGACUUCAUGCUCAGUUGGAUCAGGAAAUACCAUCCCAUCCUCGCCCACCUAUCGUCCUACGAUCCCAUCGACACAACCAAAGACAGGCGAGUCCAUUGCUUUCCAGGAGCUGUGAUCGGUCUAAAAUACCACAGCGACUUCACUUGCAAUGCCUCCGACGUUCCCGGGGGAUACUCCACACUCGACUUCAAACGCUUCCUCCGUGAAUCUUUCAAUUUGAAAGACAGAAAUAGAACAGAAGCAGCCUUCACCAGGCAAGAAGAUCAGAAGCCAAAUCUCGUCCUGAUCUCCCGAAGGAACUCAAGGCAGUUCUUAAACGAGGAUGAACUGGUCGGAAUGGCAAGGGAGCUGGGCUUCCAUGUGACCGUAGCUUCACCACAGCGUGUGGCGAAUUUACAGAAGUUCGCCCAAGUGGUACACUCGUGUGACGUUUUGGUGGGGGCCCAUGGGGCGGGAAUUGCCAAUUCGCUGUUCCUGCCGGAAGGAGCUGUGCUGGUGCAGGUGGUGCCAUUGGGAUUGAACUGGGCUUCGACAACCUACUAUGGUGAUCCAUCUCGAGCAAUGGGGAUCCAUUAUCUGGAAUACCAAGUCACCUACAAUGAAAGCUCACUGUCUGAUACAUAUCCACCUGACCACCCAGUCAUCGCCGACCCCAACUCAAUCCACCUGCAGGGUUACAGGGUUAGCAGGGCAGUGUAUGUAGAUGGGCAGAACCUGAGGUUAGACUUGGCAAGAUUUAAAGAAACUCUCUUACAAGCCAUGCAACGCCUAAGAUGGUCCGCUCGUUAG